Molecule: messenger RNA, 3041 nt
Organism: Physella acuta
Lineage: Eukaryota; Metazoa; Mollusca; Gastropoda; Physidae
Product: inactive phospholipase C-like protein 2
Biological process (GO): release of sequestered calcium ion into cytosol; phosphatidylinositol metabolic process; phosphatidylinositol-mediated signaling
Molecular function (GO): phosphatidylinositol-4,5-bisphosphate phospholipase C activity
Source: RefSeq, a predicted model, not a curated record
AUGUCUCCAGCCCAAGACUGCCUCACGUACAUGCAGAAUGGCAGCGAACUGAUCAAAGUCCGGUCCAACAGCCGCCAAUACCAUCGAUUUUUCACACUCAGCAACGAUAUGACAGAGAUACGCUGGCAACCAACCUCCAAGAAACCGCACAAGGCCAGAAUCGCCGUGUCUUCCAUUAAAGAGGUGCGCCAAGGGAAGACAACCGAGGUUCUCCGGAGUAAGGAGAUCGUGGGCAUCUACCCCGACGAGUGCGCCUUCUCGAUCAUCUUCGGCGAGGAGUUCGAGUCGAUGGAUUUGAUAGCCAACACGCCGGAUGAGACCAAUAUAUGGAUUAGCGGCCUCACCUGCCUGCUUAACGCCAACUCCAGGUCCAGCAAUUCUUCAAGUGCCAUUGGUGAUAUGCAGCGAAUGAGAGACGCUUGGUUGCUGGAACUCUUCCAGUCGGCGUCCCCUGACGACGGUACCCUGGAGGAGAAUCGUGUGGUCAGUCUCAUGCAGCGGAUCAACACCACCAUCACAACCUCCGUCAUCUGCCAGAAACUUAAGGAGCUGGAGCUGAAGAGAGGAGACGGGAGAAAGGGGAGGCUAAGCAGCGAGGAGUUUAUCUCCCUGUUUAAAGAAAUCUCUACCCGGCCAGAGAUUUAUUUCCUCCUUGUCAGAUAUGCAAGCAAUGCUGACUUUAUGUCAACGGAUGAUUUGUUACUAUUUUUAGAAGCGGAGCAAGGGAUGCAGCGUGUGACCAAAGACAAAUGUUUGGAGAUUAUCAACAAAUUUGAACCGACCCAGGAGGGCAGGAGGAAAGGUCAACUGGGCAUUGAUGGUUUCACAGCCUACCUUUUGUCUGAUGAGUGUGACCUGUUUGACCCAGAACACAUCUCAGUUUGCCAGGACAUGACACACCCCCUCAGUCACUAUUUUAUUGCCAGCUCACAUAACACGUAUUUAUUAGAAGAUCAGCUCAAAGGGCCAUCGAGUGUGGAGGGCUACAUUAGAGCCCUCAAAAAAGGUUGUCGUUGUAUAGACUUGGACUGUUGGGACGGUCCUAACGAUGAACCAAUAAUUUAUCAUGGCCACACCCUCACUUCCAAGAUCUCGUUUAAAUCAGUGAUAGAAGCCAUCAAUGAGCAUGCCUUCUCAGCUUCAGAAUACCCUGUGAUACUUUCCCUCGAAAACCACUGCAAUAUCAAGCAGCAACAAGCAAUAGCCCACUACAUGAAGUCCAUAUUUGGCGACAAACUCUACACAGACAACGUCGACCUCAACAGGACCACACUUCCCUCCCCUGAGUUUUUCAAGGGGAAAAUUCUGAUAAAAGGCAAGAAACUGAAUUUAAAUUCUGAAUCGAAUGAAGGUUAUGUUACCGAUGAAGAUGAAGGCGCUGAACCAGAGAAAAAGAAAAACAGUAAAAGGGAGGGCUCAAUUAAAAAGCAUAAACUUGCAAAAGAGUUAUCUGAUCUUAUAUCGUACUGUGUUUCACGUAGAUUCGAAGACUUCCAAACUUCUCAGCAAAAUCAAAAGUACUGGGAGAUGAACUCCUUCAGUGAGUCUCAAGCCUUGAAGCUGGCCAUGUCUUGCCCUGAAGAGUUUGUCAACCACAACAAAAAGUUCCUGGCCAGGAUCUACCCCAAUGGCAUGAGGGUCGACUCCAGCAACUACAACCCACAGGAUCUCUGGAACUGUGGCUGUCAUAUGGUUGCAUUAAACUACCAGACAGCUGGCUUAAUGAUGGAUCUCUACCACGGAUGGUUCCAGAAAAAUGGUGGGUGUGGCUACAUUCUCAAGCCCGCCAUCAUGAGAGAAGAGAUUGCAUACUUUAGUGCCAACACAAAGGAUGUCAUACCCGGUGUCUCACCUCAAAUUCUACACAUCAAGAUCAUCAGUGGUCAGAACUUCCCCAAGCCCAAAGGUUCGGCAGCAAAAGGUGAUGUCACUGACCCCUACGUCACAAUUGAGGUCUUUGGUAUCCCAGCAGAUUGUGCAGAAGAGAGAACUAAAACUGUCCCCCACAACGGGUACAAUCCAAUUUUUGAUGAAAGUUUUGAGUUUCAAAUAAAUUUACCAGAACUUGCGCUAGUCAGAUUUGCCAUACUUGAUGAUGAUUACAUUGGAGAUGAGUUCAUUGGACAGUACACAAUACCUUUUGAGUGCAUGCAGACAGGCUACAGGCACAUACAGCUGCUUUCUAACACAGGGAACCUAAUGGAGAACUGUACACUUUUUAUACAUGUUGCAAUAACCAAUAAAAGAGGAGGAGGGAAGGUUAACAAAAGAGGUCUUUCUGGGAAAAAAACAAGGCGAUCAAAGGACUACACUAGCAUGAAAACAGUGGGAGUCAAGAGUAUAGAUGAAACAUUUAAAACAGCCAUCCAGCCAUUGAGAGAUGGAACAGACCUGCGAGACAACCUCCAUUUAGCCUUGUCCACAUUCAAGGAUUCCUGCUGCUUAGCGCCCAUAGCAAACCUCAAACAGUGCAUCAGGCUCCUGUCUUCUAGAAUAGCCAACUCCGGAGAAAGUGUCUCCCUCUCCUAUUCUAUGAAAGGCGAAUUUCCAGACUUAGAAGCUCAAGGCACCCUUCCAGAAAUCUUUAAAAAGUCUUUAUCAACUUUUGAAGAGCUAAUCAACGAAUGUAAAAAUGUUAUACAGAAUUCAGAUGCUAUUUACGAAAAAUUACUGCAGUGCCAGAAAGCUGGACUUGAAUGGCAUGACAACCUGGAGAAUGUCUGUCAGCAGUCAGGGCUCAAGGGAAAGAAACUAUCAAAAGCAACAGAAAAUUUUGCUUGGAACAUUAGGGUGUUGAAGGGUCAUGCUGACCUACUAGUCCAGGCUAAAAAAGAUUGUCAUGAGUAUAUUAGACAGAUCAAGGAAGCUGCAAUAACCACUGGGCUUGCCAAGGAGGGGUGCAGCACUCCCACGUUGGAGGGACCAAACACCAGUUUACCUGAACCAUCCUAGGGACACUCUAGUCCACUUAAGUCAUCAUAAUUAUCGUGCCAAUCAAGUUUACAUGAAUCAUUCUAAGAGCAGUCUACCUGGUUCAUCAU